AUGGCCCAAUACAGAAGCAGCGUAGGUCUCAGGUCUCUAGGAUUCGACUCGACUCUGGUGUGGUGUCGCCCUAUUCCGCUCGAACCGGCAAACUGCGAAUGCGUGGCGCCGCGGCCGCCGGACGCAACGCAACGCGUCGCAACACAUCAGGACUCAAGGACUAAGGAGUCAUCACGCAAGAUCACACCACGGCAGUUGGCAGAGAACAGAAAGGAUCAGUCCACAUCCAUCCAAAGAAAGUUUGAAUCUGGUAAUGACAAUAGGAAAAUGAAUAGACGUGUGGAUGCAUUGAGUGGUACGGCUGCUUCGACGAAUCCUGAUGAGUUGGCGAUAGCUGCUGUGGAUGAAGCAACUAAUGAGAAUGAGGAAGAAAAUGCCGACAUCGGCGUCGAUGAUAACAACGCCAACUCCCGAAGCUUACUAUGUCCAUUCAUCUCCUUCCUUCGAUCUGAAGAGUCAGAUCCAUAUAUCAUCGCCUCGUACAUGAGUUCUUCUAGUGCAGACCAGAUGGCAGUAUGUGGCGACGAAUCGCAACCGGUUCGCCAUUCGUUAAUCCGGUUGGAACAGACGAGUCAGAUGCAGAGUCUUCCUGAUUUGCGAAUCGCAGGGGCCGUUUUUCAAAGUUUGGUUAGUGAUGCUAUUUAUUGUAUUGAGCUUUCAAGGAAGAGAGGUAAGCACGGCCCUGAAGCCAGGAUUUCAGGCAUGGAAGAAAGUGCUAUUACUCAGGCUAUGCGAACGUCCUCCAGUCGCCCUGGUGAGCCUGUUUUCCUACCUGCUGUUGGCAUGGAGUUCAACUCCGCAAAAGAAGCAAAAGACUUCUACAACCUAUAUUCUUGGGAAAUUGGAUUGGGCAUUAGAAAAGGUCGAAACAGAGUGAAUGACAACAAUUUCACAACGAGGCAGGAUUUUGUAUGCUCAUGUGAGGGCCUCUGUCCUAACAGCAGGGCUGCAACCUGCAGGACUGGUUGCAAAGCCAUGAUCAGGCUUCAUCGCACCGGUGAUCAUGGAUUGGUUAUUUCUCGGUUGCACCUGCAACACAAUCAUCCUUGUUCUGCUACCCAUGGGCAGAACAAACAGUGGCUCUCACACAGAGACAUUGAUCCUAUGACCAAGGAUGUUCAGAAGCUCCGUGAAAAUAAUAUUCCUAUAGGGAGGGUUUGCAGCAUUCUAAGGGUUCACGGUACUCGAUCAGAAAUUCCUGUAAGGAAAGAGGCGGUAAGAUCUCUUUGCGCUAGAAUUGUCCAGGAUAAUAUUAAGGACGACAUAGGGAAGACAUUGGGCCUUCUUGAGCAGAUGAAAAGGAAUGAUGUUGGCAUGGAAAUCAGCUUUAAACUUCAUGAAGAUGGUAAGAUUAAAUUGAUGCUCUGGUGCACUGGAAAGAACAGGGCUGACUACGCAAAGUUCGGUGAUGUGGUGACAUUUGAUACUACCUAUCGCACGAAUUUAUAUAACCUCCCAUUUGGACUUUUUGUUGGUGUUAAUAACCACUUUCAGUCCAUUGUGCUUGGUGGGGUAUUGCUGACAACCGAGAAGGUUGAGGAUUUUGAGUGGGCUUUCAGCAAGUUUGUAGAAAUAAUGGGUGGCAAGGAACCCCACACUAUACUCACAGGUUGCUCUUCCGAAUCUCGUCAUAUGUGA
Messenger RNA from Miscanthus lutarioriparius, 1638 nucleotides. NCBI's taxonomy places the organism in Eukaryota, Viridiplantae, Streptophyta, Magnoliopsida, Poales, Poaceae. The record is from the annotation of a GenBank genome assembly.